Molecule: messenger RNA, 4048 nt
Organism: Panthera uncia (snow leopard)
Lineage: Eukaryota; Metazoa; Chordata; Mammalia; Carnivora; Felidae
Gene: TFIP11
Product: tuftelin interacting protein 11
Exons: 12
Coding region: 1467-3980 (837 amino acids)
Biological process (GO): spliceosomal complex disassembly
Cellular component (GO): U2-type post-mRNA release spliceosomal complex
Molecular function (GO): nucleic acid binding
Source: RefSeq, a predicted model, not a curated record
AGAGAGAGAUGGAGACACAAAACCCCAAGCAAGCUCUAGGCUCCCAGCUGUCAGCACAGAGCCCGACCCGGGGCUCGAACCCAUGAACGGUGAGAUCAUGAUCUGAGCCAAAGUCGGAGGCUUAACCGACUGAGCCACCCAGGCACCCCAAGCAGGGAGAACCUGUCACAGAAGCGACCGGAAGUAGUGAACUCCUUGUCCCUGAGGGCUGCUUGCAGCAAGCAACUGGUUGGUAAGAAUCCCAGUUGCUGUCACAGAUUGAAUGUAUACCAUGCAGCGCACCACGCUUGGCACUUCGUGUGUGUUUGAUACUCACACACUCACUGAGUACCUGGCAGAGCUGGGAUUUGAACUCAGGCUGUGAUUUUAGCAGUUUGUUAGGUUCCUUCCCUAAUCCCGUAAUAGUAAUGAUGAUGAAGCUAAUCAUGGAGCUACUGUCACAGCUAUUGUUCCUUGAGCGUUUUUUAUUCUGAGCUAAGUGUUUUUUAAGCACCGUCUUGUUUAAUCUGCCUUACAAGGCAUUGUAAAGCUUGGUGCAGCAGUAAUUAAUCCAUUUAAAGAAGAGAUGUGGGGCACCUGGGUGGCUCAGUCGACUAAGGGUCCUGAGGGGUAAGGGUCCUAAGGGUCCGGCUCUUGAGUUCAGCUCAGAUAUUGACCUCACAGUUUCUGAGUUUGAACACCGCUUCCGGAGUUGCGAGCCCCGCGACAGGUUCUGCAGGGAGAGCUCAGAGCCUGCUUGGGAUUCUCACUCUCUCCCUGUCUCUGUGUGCCCCUCCCUCCCCUCUCAGAAUAAAUAAAUAAACUCCAAAGAAAAUAAUUUUAUGAGAAAGAGACAGCUGAAUCUCAUCAUCCAGCUCUCAGGAGUUGAAUUCUCUGUUGCAGUACACAGAUGUCUGUUAAGGUAGUGUUUAUAAUUACUGCUGCCUUCAGAAGAGGUUCAUGUUUUGGGAGGAAAUCUAAGUUUUAGGGUCUCACCAAGUAAUAUAGUUCAGAAAGCAUGUUCUAAAAACAAUCACUCCUGGGACCGCCAAGGGUCCAGAUACAACUUUCCUCAACAGCAGCAACAACAAAAUAAUCUGGGAUCCCGGAAGAUGUCCACCCAGGUUCUGAGGCAAUAAUAAAUAAGUAACAUACGUAGGUAUUUUUAUGUGGUUUCUAUAUAUAUGAGUAUGUGUGAUGUUUUAUGACAUUGACUAGGACAGAGAAAUAGAUGCUUAAGAAUCACGUACAUCGUUGGGACUGGUCUUUGAGAAGCCUUUUGUCCCGCCUGUUUAAAUACGGAUCAUUUCCUAAAAUAUGUUUUUAAUGUCUGCUUUAUUGAAUUGUAGCGACGAUUUUAACAAGCUUUGUGUUUGGAGGACGUUCAAAGGGAGCAAGGAGCGGGGACUCAGGGAAGCCUGCUGCCGCUUCCAGAACUCACCACAAACUCCGCGUGCCUUUCUUAUCCCUUCCUUCAGUGACCGGCCAUGUCGCUGUCCCACUUGUACCGGGACGGUGAAGGCCACAUGGAUGAUGACGAGGACGAGCGGGAGAACUUUGAGAUCACCGACUGGGAUCUCCAGAAUGAAUUCAACCCCAACCGGCAGCGCCACUGGCAGACCAAGGAAGAGGCCACGUACGGAGUGUGGGCAGAGCGAGACUCAGAUGAAGAGAGGCCCAGCUUUGGAGGCAAACGGGCCCGAGACUACUCCGCACCAGUCAACUUCAUCAGCGCCGGCCUCAAGAAAGGGGCAGCAGAGGAGGCGGAGCUGGAAGAUUCCGACGACGAGGAGAAGCCUGUUAAGCAGGAUGACUUUCCUAAGGAUUUCGGACCCAAGAAGUUAAAGACGGGUGGCAAUUUUAAACCCAGCCAGAAAGGCUUUGCAGGAGGAACCAAGUCUUUCAUGGAUUUUGGCAGCUGGGAAAGACACACCAAGGGAAUUGGACAGAAGCUUCUGCAGAAGAUGGGCUACGUCCCUGGAAGGGGGCUCGGGAAGAAUGCACAAGGUAUCAUUAACCCAAUCGAAGCCAGACAGAGAAAGGGCAAAGGUGCCGUGGGCGCUUACGGCUCUGAGCGUACCACUCAGUCCCUGCAAGACUUCCCCGUGGUUGACUCAGAAGAAGAAGCGGAAGAGGAGUUUCAGAAGGAGCUGAGCCAGUGGAGGAAAGACCCCAGCGGAAGCAAGAAGAAGCCCAAAUACUCUUACAAGACGGUGGAGGAGCUGAAAGCCAAGGGCAGGAUCAGCAAGAAGCUCGCCGCCCCCCAGAAGGAGCUUUCUCAGGUCAAGGUCAUCGACAUGACCGGCCGGGAGCAGAAGGUCUACUACAGCUACAGCCAGAUCAGCCACAAGCACAGCAUCCCCGACGACGGGCUGCCGCCGCAGUCCCAGCCGCUGCCGCUGCCCGGCAAAGAGGCCAAGGCGCCGGGCUUUGCGCUGCCCGAGCUGGAGCACAACCUGCAGCUGCUCAUCGACCUUACGGAGCAGGAGAUCAUCCAGAGUGACCGGCAGCUGCAGUACGAGCGCGACAUGGUGGUCAACCUGUCACACGAGCUGGAGAAGAUGUCGGAGGUCCUGGAGCACGAGGAGCGGGUCAUCGCCAACCUCAGCAAGGUCCUGGAGAUGGUGGAGGAGUGCGAGCGGCGCAUGCAGCCCGCCUGCGGCGACCCCCUCACCCUGGACGAGUGCGCCCGCAUCUUCGAGACUCUGCAGGACAAGUACUACGAGGAGUACCGGAUGUCCGACCGUGUGGACCUGGCUGUGGCCAUCGUCUACCCGCUCGUGAAGGAGUACUUUAAGGAGUGGGACCCGCUCAAGGACUGCGCGUACGGCACGGAGGUCAUCUCCAGGUGGAAGAGCCUCCUUGAGAAUGACCAGCUCUUAUCUCACGGUGGGCAGGACCUCUCGGCGGACGCCUUUCACAGGCUGAUAUGGGAAGUCUGGAUGCCAUUUGUUCGAAAUAUCGUCACUCAAUGGCAGCCGAGGAACUGUGACCCGAUGGUGGACUUCUUGGACAGCUGGGUGCACAUUAUUCCCGUGUGGAUCUUAGAUAACAUACUGGACCAGCUCAUCUUCCCCAAGCUGCAGAAGGAGGUGGAAAACUGGAACCCGCUGACGGACACCGUGCCCAUCCACUCGUGGGUCCACCCGUGGCUCCCCCUCAUGCAGGCGCGCCUGGAGCCGCUCUACUCCCCCAUCCGCAGCAAGCUGUCCAGCGCCCUGCAGAAGUGGCACCCCAGCGACUCCUCGGCCAAGCUCAUCCUCCAGCCCUGGAAAGACGUCUUCACCCCUGGCUCCUGGGAGGCAUUCAUGGUCAAGAACAUAGUGCCCAAGCUGGGGAUGUGUCUUGGGGAAUUAGUCAUUAACCCUCACCAGCAGCACAUGGAUGCUUUUUACUGGGUCAUCGACUGGGAAGGGAUGAUCUCCGUCUCCAGCCUGGUGGGGCUUCUCGAAAAGCACUUCUUCCCCAAGUGGCUUCAGGUGCUGUGCUCUUGGCUUAGUAACAGCCCAAAUUACGAGGAGAUCACCAAGUGGUACCUGGGCUGGAAGUCCAUGUUCUCAGAUCAAGUGCUGGCACACCCAUCCGUCAAGGACAAAUUCAACGAAGCGCUCGAUAUCAUGAACAGGGCAGUGUCCUCCAACGUUGGUGCCUACAUGCAGCCCGGGGCACGGGAGAACAUUGCCUACCUCACCCACACGGAGAGGAGGAAGGACUUCCAGUACGAGGCCAUGCAGGAGCGACGGGAGGCUGAGAACAUGGCCCAGAGGGGCAUCGGCGUGGCCGCCAGCUCUGUGCCCAUGAACUUCAAGGACCUCAUUGAGACCAAGGCCGAGGAGCACAACAUCGUCUUCAUGCCGGUCAUCGGGAAGCGACACGAAGGGAAGCAGCUCUACACAUUUGGCCGCAUCGUCAUCUACAUCGACCGCGGGGUGGUGUUCGUCCAGGGCGAGAAGACCUGGGUGCCCACCUCCCUGCAGAGCCUGAUUGACAUGGCCAAGUAGAGGGCAGCAGGCUGGACACAUGCACUGGAGACGGACGUGGUUAUGAAUAAACAGUGUUUGAAACCGGC